This is a messenger RNA of Spodoptera frugiperda (fall armyworm), 2230 nucleotides long. RefSeq names its product cytochrome P450 4C1-like. The transcript is spliced from 11 exons. The coding region runs from base 193 to 1677 and encodes 494 amino acids. Lineage: Eukaryota; Metazoa; Arthropoda; Insecta; Lepidoptera; Noctuidae. The record is from RefSeq and is a predicted model, not a curated record. Gene Ontology annotation, molecular function: oxidoreductase activity, acting on paired donors, with incorporation or reduction of molecular oxygen; iron ion binding; heme binding.
UUCUUUGUAGUUAAUUGGUCAGUGAGUGCAAACAUAGACAGACUAGUGUUGGUGUAGUGGUCUAGUCAUUCGGUCCAAACCGAAUGAUGAAGCAGUAGUUAUUGGACUUUUAGCGCUUCAGUGCAUUACAUGUGUGAUAUUAUAUAAGUAAUUCAGCAUUUCAGCAGUUCAGCACACGAUUUUUUAUAAAGAAUGGAUUGGCGACUGACGUUGCUGUACCUAGUGGUUGGUGCACUGGUAGCCGCCUGGUUGCUAUGGAGAUUCAAGAACAGGAGGAUGAUACAGAUGACCAACAAGCUGCCGGGCCCACCCCCACUACCACUGCUGGGGAACGCACUGGUGUUCAUGAACCGGCCUGAAAAAAUUCUGGACAAAAUAGGAGAACUCAUGGAGAAGCACGGUGACAUUAUCAAGUUCUGGCUGGGGCCUGAACUCAACAUUGUUGUGAAAAACCCAACAGAUAUCCGUGUGUUACUAUCAAGUAGCAAAGUGAAUCAGAAAGGACCAGUAUAUGAUUGCAUGAUCCCAUACAUCGGUGGUGGCAUUUUAUCAGGAGGCCCGACCUGGCGCUCUCACAGGAAGAUUGUGAUUCCUUCUUAUAACAAGAAGACCAUAGAGAAUUUCUUCCCCGUCUUCAACAAGGAGUGUGAAGAGCUGGGAAAGAUCAUCUCCCAAAAGGGUUCGGUGACCUUCGAUUGCUACGACGACGUCCUCAGAAGCACUACUCAGAGCGUCAACCAAACGCUGAUGGGGUUAUCUAAAGAAGAUUCCGAAAACGUAACCAGAUUGGAGGAAUUUAUAUUUAUCACCCAUGACAUGUACAAUCUAAUUUUCGACACAAUGACGAAAUGGUGGUUGCACGUGCCGCCAUUAUUCUGGCUGCUUGGCAAGAAGAAGCAGCAGAAUUUCUACAUGCAGAUCUGCGAUGAGUUGUCGGAAGACAUCGUGAGGCGGAGAAAGAAAGCCUUGGAGGUAUCCGUGCCUAGUGAGGAGUGCAUGGGCAUUGUGGACCGUUUGAUCCUCUCUGGGGAACUCACUCACAAGGAGAUUAAAGAAGAAACCUUGACUUUAUUUACUAGCAGUCAAGAGGUAGCCGGUAAAAUAGCAGCGGGAGUACUCUUGUUCCUAGCUCACUUGCCGGAGUGGCAGGAGAAAGUAUACAAGGAGAUAAUAGAAGUGGUCGGGCCUGAUGGUCCCAUCACCGGAGACCAGCUGAAGCAGCUGGAGAACUUGGACAUGGUGUACAAGGAGACACUGCGGUUCUUCCCCAUAGGAGGGAUGAUACAGAGGACUGUGAUGGAAGAUAUUUCUAUUAGAGAUGGAAGUAUCACCCUCCCAGCUGGCUCAUCCCUGGUGAUACCAAUCCACCACGUCCACCGCGACCCUCGCUACUGGGAGAACCCUAACAAAGUGAUGCCGGAGAGGUUCCUUCCGGAGAACGCGAAGAAACGAGACCCCAACGCCUUCGUACCCUUCAGUUUGGGACCUAUGGACUGUUUAGGUCGAACAUAUGGAACAGCCCUCAUAAAGACAGUGGUGGUAUGGGUGCUCCGAUACGCGAAGUUGGAGCCUGCCGGUUCCCUGGACGAUUUAAGGCUGAACAUCGCCAUCUCUGUCACCAGCUACGAUGGUUAUAACAUUAGAGCCAGACCUAGAAACGAAAGAAUAAAUGGGUAAUCAUGAAUAAGUGCUGAAUGAUUUUUGUAUGAUUGUGAGUGUAAGGAUGUGAAUGAUGUAGCUCUUAAAAUCUGCAUGCUGAAGUGAUAAUGGGCAGGCACUAUCGCUUGAAGAAGAUCUGACUGUCGAUGAGCGAGAAAUCAUUCUAGUAAUGAAUAUGAACUGGAAGACGUAACUAAAGCAAUCGGCUAAAUCAGUGGUUCCCAACUUAACAAGAUUGAUAUAAAAGUGGUUCUUCACCAAGAAACGGUUGAGGACUCGUGCAAUAAAUGGACAGUCGAUAUCAUUAGUGUAUUCAGUGUUAUAAGGACAUUUAAUAGUUCCUGAAUAUUCUACAGAAUGAACUGACAUAGUCCUUCCAUUUUAUUUUAUGUCUAGUCUUCAAAUGAGUUGGUUUCGGUGUUUCUUCUCGAAGUAUUCAGUUAGUCAAUAUCGCAUUAAUUGAGAUUUUAAAAUUAUUGGUGUAUAUAGAUGUAAAACGGGUAAAAGUGUAGUAUUUAUACGUAGCCUUUUAAUUUUAUAAUUUAGUAAAUAAAAACCAUUUUUAAUGUAA